Molecule: messenger RNA, 615 nt
Organism: Strongylus vulgaris
Lineage: Eukaryota; Metazoa; Nematoda; Chromadorea; Rhabditida; Strongylidae
Source: the annotation of a GenBank genome assembly
AUGCUCUCCACAAUCCUUGGUAUUCUCCAGACCUGCGGUGGUAUAGGCUUCUCACUAGGGCCAUUUUUGGGAGGCAUACUGUAUGAUCUGGGAGGAUUUCGGCUCCCAUUCUUUUCUCUAGGAAUGGCUAUGUUCUUGAUGGCAUUACUCAGCAGAUGGCUUAUUCCGAAGGAUCUGGCCGUGAGCCAAGAGGAAGCGAAAGGAUCGAGUGGGUACAGAGGGUUAUUGUGUAUUCCUACAGUUUGGAUAAUGUUGUUUGCAUUGUUCAACUCGGCCAUUACCACGUCAUUCAUCAAUCCUGCAAUGGCUGGACAUUUGGAGUCUUUCCAUCUUAGUUCAACGGUUCUCGGAUUGGUCUUCUUACUGAAUGGAGCCUUUUAUAGUAUGACCGCACCUCUUAAUGGUUUACUCGUGGAUCGGUACAAUUUGCAUCUCGGUGGAAUGAUGGUUGCUCCAAUCGCUAUAAUUAUAUCGCAAGCUUUGAACGCUCCAUCACCAUUUCUACCUCUAACUAAAAGUUUUCCGCUCGUCAUCGUAGCCCAAGUGAUUUUCGGUGCUGGUCUAUCGACGCUACAAAUACCUGUUUAUCGGAAUACGCUCGAUGCUGCAGAGUAA